AUAUGGAUCUCGUAUAGCUGUCAAAAUAGAUUAUAAAAUUUGGCAUUAUGUUACACUAAACGCCUGUUAACUCCAAUUAAACUUUAAUUAAUUGUAAUUAGCAUAAGGGUUAAAAGGCCCUCAAAUAAUUGUUAAGCAUGUGUUUUGUAUUAUGCUUUGUAUGUUACUAUCACUCCAUCACUAGCCUCAAGUAUUAUAUUGGCUUUGAUUACUUUUUCCCCUAAGUGUUUCUACACAAGUUGGCAUAUGUAGAUUAAUAUAGGUACAAGAAAGAUUAAUUAAUAAUUAAUGACUCAUUAAUCAUAGACAAACAAAAAUAUUAAAUAAAAAAAAAUAUGUUCUUGAAUCUUGAGCUGUACUUAUUUUACUAAAUAUAUGCCUCAAUCCUGCAACUUAGUAAAAGUCUCCUCUUUAGAAGAAAAUAAUAAUAAUAAUAUUGAAGAUUAUUAAACAAACUGUUUUUUUGACAUCUCAUCAGCUUGUAAUUAAAUUAAUUAAUAUUUUAUUUAUUUUAGCAAUUUUUUCCAUCGUUGAAUUAAUGCAUUCUGUGCAAGAACAUACACACAAGGUGAAAAAGCAAUGGAGAAGGAGCCAAGGAAGCUGGUUUUUCGUCUAACUCCCUGGAUUUUCUUGCUUAUUCUACCUUUGAUCUAUAUCGAUCUUUUAUGGGGUAACAAUAUUCGAAUCGAGCAACGAUUUCAUUAUAUCACCGGUCCCGAAACUAAAUUCCUUAGCAGCAGUAGAAGAGAUAUCACGAACGCAGUCGCAAAACAAGAAUCACUCGAUUAUCUUCUUUCGAGAUUAGUGAAAGAUGAAGAUCAGAAGAGUUUCAAAGCAACAGGCUUUGCUUGCAACACUGAAAUAUACUCCAAACACUGCGUAGCUAAUAAACCUCUGCGAAUCGACACAACAACAAUGUCGAUUUUCGUUCCCGAUAAUCGAUCCGUACAAGAGGAAACGGUGAUCCGUCCUUACGCACGACAAGAAGACGAAGUUCUUCUCCAAAGAGUUACUCCGGUGAAAAUACUGCAGGGGAACAUCACCGCGCUGCCGGCCUGCGAGUACACACACGAAUCUCCGGCGGUGGUGUUCUCGACGAGCGGCUUCAUCGGAAACGUGUUCCACGAAAUCAACGAGAUACUCAUCCCUCUCUUCAUCACCACCAGGCAGUUCAAAUCCAGGGCUGUGUUCGUCGUAGAGGAUUACCGCCCGUCGUUUAUGAAAAAGUACGGCGACGCAAUUUCCAGGCUAACGAAACACGAAAUCGUGAAUCCGUCGCUGAAUCGGAGCGUCCACUGCUUCCCCGGAGCGGUAGUCGGCCUGAAAUUCCACGGCCACCUCUCCCUGCACCCCGCCGAAAUCCCGACGGGGCAAUCGAUGAAGCAAUUCCGGCAGUUCCUCAGGGAAUCGCUGUCCCUGAAGUACAGCCACGUGUCACAGAUCGGAACUCCGACGGUGAUGUUCCUAUCGCGGAGAACAACGAGAAGGAUCAUCAACGAAGACGACGUCGUUUCCAUGAUUAGGGAUUUAGGGUUCCGAGUAAUCGUCGUCGCCAGAUCGAAGGUCAUAUCGAACUUAAACGUGUUCUCCAGUAUGAUAAACUCGUGCAGCGUGUUCGUCGGAGCGCACGGCGCGGGGUUGACGAACGAGCUGUUCCUCCCCGACGGGGCGGUGAUGGUGCAGGUGGACCUAAUCGGGCUGGAAUGGGCGGCGGCGACGUAUUACGGUAACCCGGCCCGAGAAAUGGGGGUCCGUUAUUUGAGGUACAAAAUUGAACCGGAGGAAAGCUCGUUGAUAAAGAUAUUCGGAAGCAGAAACCAUUCGGCUAUUACCGACCCGAAAAAGUUACCGGUUCAAGCCGGAAAGGAGGUUUAUCUGAACGGUCAGAAUGUAAGAAUUAAUAUUGACCGGUUCAGGGAGACCAUGGUUGAAGCCAUGAGUCUUGUUACUGGAGAUUCGCCUCUGUAGUAAGUGAGAGAAAAAACUUAAUUCUUUUUUUUUUUUUCAUUUUAUUUUUUAAAUUAUUAUUUUUCUUUAUAUAAUAUUAUAACUGUACAAACAAACUAUGGAGUUUUCAGAAUCAUGGUUUUGGGGUAUUUUUGUAAUUCGUUAUAAUGAAAUUUGUUCGACCCCGAUAUUAA
Erythranthe guttata (spotted monkey flower) is the source of this 2141-nucleotide messenger RNA. Its product is annotated as xylan glycosyltransferase MUCI21. Gene Ontology annotation, molecular function: glycosyltransferase activity. The record is from RefSeq and is a predicted model, not a curated record. NCBI's taxonomy places the organism in Eukaryota, Viridiplantae, Streptophyta, Magnoliopsida, Lamiales, Phrymaceae.